ACUUGGUUACGAUUGAUAGCAACGAAAAUGGCAGCGUACAUGGCCUACGAAAAGGACUAAAACAAUGCUGUAAAUACGUCCAAAAGAGCCAAAUAUUUGUAUCAAUAAGGAUUCAAGAUGGAUGGAGAUAUAGCUGGUGUGAGAAUCAUACCUCCAGUUAUAGAUUUUUUGGAUGCAGAAGCAAACACCGUACAUUGCCAAACUGUGACAGUCAAAAAUAUCAGCAAAUGCAGCAGACAGAUCAAGUUCCACGGACCCAGCACAAAUAAUUUCAAGCUAAUAGUGAGUAAUCCUGCUAAACCUAUAGCACCAGGACUAGAGGUGACAGCAACAGUUGAAUACCGAUCAGAUGCAGUCGGAGAUUACCAAGACAGGCUUAUUUUGCUGGUAGAUGAGGAUGUUAUUGAAGUGCCCGUAUCAGCAUAUGCACCCCAGCCGGUGCUAGAGCUUGAGAGCCCUCUUGAUUUUGGGACCGUGGUUCGCAACAGUAAGGUUUUGAGUAAAGAGAUAUCUCUCUACAACCAUGGUUCCUUGGCUGGCAUGUUUAAGAUCAAGUACUCUGGUAACGAGCCCUUCACAAUAUUCCCUUUACAAGGCAUUGUCAAGCCCAAGUCUGUACAGACAAUUAAGAUUGAGUUUGUUUCCAAGAAGAGUGGGAAACUCAAUGAAGAAGCUGAUGUUACCCUGGAAGCGCAAGAUGCCACGACCCUCCAACUGAAAGCCAACGUGGUUGACCGAUGUCUUGAGCUGAUUGACCCUCGGUCUGGUGAUAGCAUUCAAUGCAUGCCCUUUGGUAGUACCUACUAUGGUACUGACAAGACAAGACUGGCCUACCUCUACAACAAUGGUCCAGAUCCAAUCAACUUUGUGACGGUACUGCAGGAAGAUGCUCUGGGUACUGAAGCUGGAACUGACCUCACCAAGACCACGGUAGCUACCCUGGCUACCAAAGGCUUGGACAAGGUCAAAGCCAACACCUGCCCGGUCAGUACACUGGUCAAGACCCUCCCCAACCAGGGGCAGCUCAGACCCUAUGAGAGGUGCCCUCUGUACUUCAGGUUCAGUCCCCGCUAUGACACGGCAAGCCAGGGAUGGAAGGGAACCUCAAGCCCACCGCCUAGGCAGGACUUUGCCCUCUACAUGAACAUCACGGUCGUGGGCAGUAGUAGUGGCUUUGGAGAUGGAGAAAAGAGUGACAAUCGCAGAGCGAACGAGGUCACCACAUUGGAGGUGGCCAUCACAGGCACAGCGCUACCGGUCCUCCUCAGCCUCGCACCCCAGACCAGUCUAGACUUUGGAGAGUGUUCCCAAGGGGAGCAUAUUGACACCCUCUGUAGCCUCAUCAAUGAGUCCACCAUGUUACCGGUCUCGUUCGUCUUCCAGCCGGUGGCACAGUUCGCUGUGGUUCCUUCGUUUGGCAAGCUCAGACCUGGCGAGGCUCUGGAUAUCAUCUUCUCCUUCAAACCAAACCAGUAUGGAUCCUUCAAAAAGCAACAGAUCAUUGAUGUAUUGGGCUCACUAGCUGAUGAACGUGAAGGCGAGAAUGGCUGGAUCCAGCCUAGUAGUACAAUCCAAGCCUCUAUUCAUACUCUAAAUGUAUCACUCAAAGGAAUAUGCAAUGCUGUCUUCAAGAAACUGGAACCCAAAUUCAACCCAGGAAUCACACCACUGGUUGUAGGAGAAGUAGGUCAGUUCAUUGAUGUCAAAGUGAAUGAGGCAGAGGCUUAUGAGCCCCGGGCAGCCAUGUUAGGAUCUACAAAAACCAAAGGACUUCAUUCUACCAAGUCCGCUGGUCAUGUUAGAGACGGCGACGCCCUGGUAGCGUACCCAAAUGAUAGGGCAAGGAGUAUACGACCAAGUUACAGGAGAGAGCAGUACAAAACCAUCUUCACCAAGACAGAGAGACACACCUAUGUGGAUCCUGACUAUGCCUAUGAUGAAGAAGAACUUGCAGAUGUCAUGGCUCACAAGAACAAAUACAAUGACUACUUGAAAGACAACAGAGGGAAGAGAGUCAACAAACUCAAAGCAAAAGAAUUCAAGGAACUGAACAACAAGGCCGAGAUUGGUAUCAAGCCUGCCUCUGGUCUCCGCCCUCCUAAACUCAAUGCUGAUGAAGUCAAUGAAAUACCGAAAUCUGCUCCGUUUGAAGAGAAUGGUCCCUAUGACAUGCUGAGCUCAAAGAAACUCGGUGACCGAGAAUUAUCCUCCACCAGGCAACCUAGUACAGGAGGACUCAAUGCUGUACCAAUGACGGCACAGGAGAAAAGUGAUUGCAAGAAGGUCUUAUCUCCUCAAGAGCUAUACCAAUUAGUCAUUGGACCACCAACGAUUGAUUUCAGUGAAGUUUGUCUCAAGUCCACCAGUGUUAGACAGAUGAACAUCAUCAACAAUCUGGAUCAGUUUAUUCAUGUGGUUGUAGAGAUUGAUUGUCGUGAGCUGAGACAGACUAGCCCCCUCUCUCAGGUAGUUCCACCCAACUGUAAGGCAGAGCUUCCUCUUAUCUUUGAGUCCAACACAAGGGGAAAGUUCACAAGGAAUGUGAAGUACACCAUCAACGGCCACCAUCGUGAUCAUGUGACCGUGUAUGCUGAUGUAGUACCCGUAGCCUUGGAGCUCUCUACUGAGCUGCUAAAACUAACCCCUACACCAGGCAUGCCCGCUGAAGCAGGUUUGCGGGAUGUAAUCCGUCUUGAGAACAAGAGGAACUAUCCUGCUGAGUUCACAUGGCAACCCAUCCUAGGAGAGAGAGGUACAGCAUUCUCUAUCAGACCAGCCACAGGUACUGUUGAAGCCUUCAAGGAUCUAGAAUGUGAGGUGGUCUUUCAUCCAUCUUACCAUGCCCCAGAGGACGGUGUGUUUGCUCUACAGGUGCAUGGUGGUGAGACCAUGAAACUCAACUGCCUGGCUGAUCUUGGAGUGACCCAAGUGAUGUUUAUGGAGAGAAGGGUAUUGUUUGGUCAGGUUCCUCUUCAUCUCACUACAACUAGGACUGCUGUACUACACAACAGCAGCAUCAACCAUGCAUACUUUCAGGUUGUAGAUCCAAACCCAGUCCCCGGCCUGAACGUAUCACCGGUCCAGGGCGUGGUACCAGUGGGCGGGACCACAGAGCUCAAGAUUCAUCUCACUCCUAGCGCAGUGAUGAAGUUUGAUACCAGACUGGAGGUUGCCAUCAGGGGGUGGAAGACGAUUGAACUCAGGAUGGGAGGAACGGUGGAACCUCCUCUCGUCGACAUCAAUGUGCCAUCUUUCCAGAUUGGAGGUGUAUACUGUGGAUCUAGCUUGACUGUUCCCUUUAAGAUUGUCAAUCGAGUGCGAACCAGAGCCAAGGUAGUCUUUGACCUGUCACGCUUCAGAGAUUUCUCUCUCAGAUUUGAUGCAGAUGUCAUGGAAGAGUCUGAAGACACCAUGAACCCUGGUGUGUACAAGGUCACGGUGGGCGGUGAGCAGACCAUCGACUGUGAGCUCAAGUUCAAGCCCACCGAGGUAGCCUCUUACGACUUUGUGAUGCCUGUAAACAUCAACCAGACCGAGGCUCCCACCCCAGAAGGCACCCCCUUCCCUCCCACCCCGGCCCCAUCUUCAAAGAGCAUCCAGCACAUCAUAGCACCACGCCCGGUGGUGGUGGCGGUGUCGACGCCCAAGAGGAGGAUCAUAGCCACCGCCAUGAGGCAACCCUUGCAGAUCUCUACCACAGAGCUGUCCUUCACACUGCCUUCAGGAUACCUGGAAAUGGGUCUGGCAGAAAACAUCCAGCAAGGCCAAUCCGUCAUGCUGGUCAACAACAGUGCCAAGAGACUUGAAUGGUCCUUUGACCUCAGGUCAUGUGGUAAGGCCAUGGAAGAGGGCAUCUUCCGCUUUGUCCGCUCCAACGGCGUGCCCUUCCUGACCUUUGAGAAGGGUCGGCAGGAGGUCAAGGAGAGCCUGGACCCGGGAGAGGUUUACACCAUGGGAUGCAUGUUCUGUCCAGAGGAACCUGGUGAGUUCCAAGCCAAGAUCCCCAUCAUCUUAGAUGGAGCCAAGGACAGACCUUACCAGUACCUCAACGUACACGGCAUCCUCAAGUCACCCCAGCUGACCUUUGACCCCUUGGCCAUCGUUCUAACCCCUGUGCCACUCUCCACCAAGGUGUCGGCCGACUUCACCAUCAGGGCUGCAGGCUUUAGAAGGGAGACUGUGAUUGAUGUUGAACUUCCUGAGGUAGAGGUAGCAGACGGCAGCAAGGUAUCUGUCUUGAGUGUGACCUUCCCUGACGGUCAGACCAUUCAACCUUGUAGCGCUGAUGAAGGUCAUAAGGAACCCUUUGUUCUCAAGUGCAAGGUGACCUUCAGCUCACCCAAGCCAGUCUCCUUCACCAUGCCUAUCAAGUUUGUGGACUCGGUUGGUAGCAGAUUCUCCAUCCCUGUGACGGCCACCGCCGACAACUGUCUCUUGGUGGCCUACCCGUUCGUGGCCAAGCACCGGACAGACUUCCAGAUCGUCACCGAGCAGGGCCACAGUCUACGAGCUCACAAGACAGCCUCCAGAGACUCCCUGACUUACAUGGGUGAGGCAAUGAUCAUGCCUGUAGAGUCGCCCAGUAGACCAGGUACCCAUACCAGUACCAGCACCAGCUCCAGGUUUGGAGCCACCACGUCCACCUAUGAAGAGACUGAGAGUGUGACAGAAUCCACAUAUCGCAGCACACCUCGAGAUGGCGCCGUAAACCGUGUCAACUACAGCAGCUCAGCUCCCGCCUACGAUGACUCUCGUAUGGGACUGGCCUCUCGUUCUCUAGGCUCUGCAGCCUUCCCUAACGAGGACUCUGAGGAAGGGAUCUUCCAUUCUGAGGUGCUCAUGGGGGUACAGAGAUGGAUCACGCUGCAUGGCUGGUCAGGCGGACCCUUCCCAGUCUCACUCCCUGAAGGACUUAGGAGAAAUUUUCGAAAAGCAGAUUUUAAGGACAAAAAGACAUUCAAAAGUGGUGUGUCCAAGGGAUCAGCAGCAGAAGCAGCUAGGGACAAAUCAAGCCAGAGCUCCCCAGCCUCCAACAACCAGAAGAGAAGCUACACCAAGACCAUCUAUGACCUGAUGGCUCAUCUGAGUGGGAGGUUGGUCCCUGGUAUCCCCAUCAACCAGGCCCUACCAGGAGACCCUACGGAGAGGGUUCUACAGCUCCACUGGCAACAUUCUACUCUACUCACAUUCUUAAGGAGCCAAGGAGCUGGUGUAGCCGGCAUCAAACCAGAGUAUCUGUUUGAGCCUCAGGAUUACCAGCGAUGGAUGAAGCUACAGGAACAGGUCAGGGAAAAGAAGAAAGCCAUGCAGGAAGGCAAAUCAACCGUUGCUAUCACCAUUGAAGAAGAACCUCUGGAUGAACACCUGUUUGAGUCUGUCUCCAAGAGGGCUUGGACUGACCUACUUCUGCAGACUAUCAAGGUUCUGGUCUUAGCCAGGAUCACACCUCGUCAGUUCCGCACCCUGCCUAGCCCAGGCCAUGUAAGCCUUCCGUCUAUCAACCAUGAUCCCCUGUGUAGUAACAUCUACUCUGUAGGAGAGCGUAUCCUUCUCUCCUGGCUCAACCAUCACUAUGAACACCAGAGGCAUAACAUAUGGAGCAACUGUGACAAAGCCUUUCUGACGUUAUACAAUCCUCCUCCAGGUGGUGUGCCUCCAUCGCGAUGGGUAGUUAACUUUGAUUAUGAUCUCUUGGAUGGUCUGGUCUUAGCUGCGGUCAUCGCCGCACAUGUCCCAUUCCUGAUUAAGACCCAUCUUCAGGGCAUGUACACACACCCUUCCACAGCGGAGCAGUGCCUUCAUAACGCUCUCAAGGUCGUCACUGCUUUCAGGUUCAUUGGACUCGAUUAUGACAUCCAGGCCAUAGACAUCACGGAUCCCAAUCCUAUCUCACUGAUGUUACUAUGCCAGCAUCUCUAUCAGAGGUUACCUCAGUACAUGCCUAAGACUGCUGUUGAGUUCACCACCUCACUGCAUUCAUCUGUUACUAGACAGGUACGCCUGACAAACCCCAGCAACAAGCCUCUGACCUACCAUGCCAUGGUGGCCGGCCGUGAUGCUCGAGACUUCACCAUCCCUCGAGGCAGUCAGGUCAUGAUCCAGCCCAAGGGCAAGCAGGACCUUCCUGUGAUCUUCACCAGUCGCUUCCUGCGUCCUGCAGAAGCCGUCCUGGUCCUGGUUGGUAGGAGGGUAGGAGCUGCAUGUGGGACUACCCUGGUCUUCAAUCUCAAGACUGCUAUUGAUAACAUCACGCCAACGGCCACCAUCAAGUGUGAGUCGCCCUGCUUUGAGCUUCAGAAGGUUGACGUUGCCAUCGUGAACCCAUUCGAUGAGGCCGGUGAGUUCCGCAUUGUCCUGGUGGAGGCUAAGACUCCGUUCCCUGGCAGUGACUCCAAGCAGAAAGGCCUCUUGAAGAACACCAAAGGCACUGUCAAGAGGGUCCGGUCCAAGACUGACCAUGGCCAGAAGAAGGAGAAAACACCAACUCCACCCAAGGUGGAAGAGCACAGCAUUGACCGCAACAUGUUUGAACAAGAGACUAGCGACACCGUUGGAUCCUUCUACUGCCCUGAUCAAACCAUCAAGCUAGACGGCAAUGGACCAGGGAUCGUUAGCAUUGACUUCUUACCCUUCUAUACCGGGAAGCGUCAGUGCUCUGUUCUCUUCAUCAGUGAGGCAGUGGGAGAGUUCCUCUACUCGGUGGAAGCCACUGCUACCCUUCCUCUGCCCUCACACCUUCCUUAUGUACCUACCAAACACAGUGUCAGGAUCAGCAGUGCAGCAGCAGCAGGUAAUGGCAGAGGUCUAUAUGGUGGAGACGAUCGCAUCAUCUACUGGCGUUGCGACAGUAACUCUGUCCUCAACGAAGAGGUCAUGGUGCCCAUCACCAACUCGGCCAGAGAGAGGGCACUGGUCAUCGCCGCCCAGCAGCGCAUGACGGACACCGAGAUCCGCCGGCGUCAGAUGACCGGCACCUUGGCGUGUGGCUCAGUCACCGCGGCCAUCGCUGCCUUGGGACUCUCUGACGAUCAUGUGAUCAACAACAACCCUUCCACCGUCUCCUUCAACGUGAAGCAGGAACAGAAGAAGUCUCCCGAAGGCACUCGCUUUUCGGUGGAAGUCAACUCCAAGUUCUUUGAAGCACAGCAGCAUUUCUUUGUGCCCUCUCCACUCUCCAAGAAGCCCAAGUCGGCUGGGGAUAUCGUCAAGAAUGGUCACAGGGUUGAAAGGUCACCUGCUGGGCUUGUAGGGACUUCAGGUGUGAUCAUAGAUGAUGGUGUUAUACCCUUACCGAUCCGCUUUGCACCCAAGGGGGCUGGUCAUUACCCCUGUCGUGUGGUGUUAAGAUCUCCUAAUGACAUCAGGGUGUAUCAGAUUGAAUGUUCAGUCAAUCCCGAAGGAACAGUGGCUCAGAUUGAAUUCACUGCACCUGUUCAUCAGUCCGUACCACAGAACAUUCCUGUUGUGAAUCAAACCAGCGUUGACUGGCCUCUGAAGAUCAGUAUUGAUGGUGUAGGGUUUCAUGGACCUCCAUUCCUCCUGGCCAAAGCAAUGCAGAUCACCUACUACCCACUCAUGUUUAGACCCACCUUUGAGUCCUUCAUAACGGGUAAGAUGAUGAUGCUGAAUACUGAUGAUGGUACAGAACAUCACUUCAAUCUACAAGGAGAAGGCCAGAAACCUCUAGCUCUGGAUCAUGUUGAGGUUGAGUGCCAAGCCAGACAGAAAGUGAAGCGUCUGAUCCGUGUCCCCAACGUGACUGGGAAGAAGAUGAUGUACCGAGUAGUUUCAGAUCUUCCUAUCGUCACUGGUGCUCCCACCAUCACUGUACUACCAUUGAAAGAGGACGAGUAUGCCAUCACCGUAUCACCAUGGAAACGAGGCAAAUUUGAAGGCGUCCUUUCUUUCAUUGCUGGGAGCACUCAGAAUUUGAGCGAUGAACCUGGUGAUGGUGACUUCAGCUCUGACCAGCCCCAACGUGAGCAGCGCCCUCUGAGUGGCAAGUCGUCUAUCAGCAGUCUGGCCUCAUCCUCUCAGAACACUGGAGUGAGCAAGGUCCGUGAUGAGACGUCGGGCUACCGUGUGUGGUUCUCAUUGGCUGUCAAAGCCACGCCCCCACCACCAGAGCGUGUCAUUGGUAUCACCUGUGCUGCUCAGUCUGCAUCACUGAUGGAGGUGGAGAUCUUCAACCCAACCAAGGAGGAGCUUACCUUUGAUGUAUCCAUAGAGGGGGAGGGGCUUCGUGGUGACCCCAAGGUGACCUUGAAGCCUGCUCAGAAGAAGUACUAUCAGCUGGUCUUUGCUCCUGCCAUCAUCGGACAAUCAACAGGAAGUCUGAUCUUCCAGAACGAGACCAUUGGUGAGUUCUGGUACUCACUGAACCUGACAGCGGAGACCCCCGCACCCACCACCCUGCCUCACAUGGAGUGUGAGCUAGGUAAAUGGAGUCGUCAGUUCAUCCCGCUGAGUAACCCCACCGAGGAGACCCUGGAGCUGUGUCCUAGCUGCACCAAUCAGGAGAACUUCACACUGGAGCUGGAUCAAGAGAGAAAGAUUGUCUUGGCUCCUCACUCAACCGAAGAAGUGCCUCUUCAAUUCAUGCCUUCAGCCCUGGGCCAGUCUACUCACACUGCAAAGAUAACCUUCAUGUGUGAACAGCUUGGUGACUGGGUGUUCAUAGCGUCUGGUACCGGUCUGACCCCCACACCCCUGGAUCCAGUCAGCGUGAGUGCUACCCUGGGUUCCAAUACCUCUCUCAUCAUCCCCUUCAGGAAUCCCACCUCAGAAAACAUCCUGGUUGAUGUUGUCCUCUCUGACAACACAGAGCUUGCAGAGAGUGCUAAGGGCCGUCUGGAUCGGAACCGUAUCAAGCCUGAAUCAGCCUUCUGCCUGCUCCUGAAGAGAACUGCCAGUAUCCCUGUAGGUCCAAAGGCCACUCUGGACAUCCCCAUCACCUUCGCUCCUGAUCGUAUGAACCUCCAUGAGGCGCUCUUUAUCGUCUCUAUCAAGAGAGAGAAUGGAGAGCACUGGGAUUACCUGCCAUCAAGUGACCCAGAUCAUCCAUCAGCGAGAAGGGACCAUGACAGGCGUGAGAAGAAUGGUGGUCUUCGAGACAUCCGAUGGCUCUACCCUAUCAACGGCAUCCCUGAGUCCCAGCCCAAGGUGGACCGUGGUGCAGUGGUCAGCUGCCAGGCUAGGAGUAGGAUUGAGGAGAGGUUAGAGGUCUCACUGACCGGUGCUGUACCAAGCUCAGCUAGUGGCUCUCAGAUGGUCAAGACUAGAGCGGUCACUCCUAAGGAUCAGAUCCAGAGUGUGGAGGAAGAUGGGGUGGUGGCUGGAGAAGGUAACACCCUUGCCAGUGAGUUCAGCUAUGAGCUUCUCUUCCCCAACGAUGAGGCCAAGGUACAGCUAGAGAAUGCCGUCUCUCUUCAGCUCAUACGCAAACAGAGGGAGAAGCUCUCAGGCAACAUGACACUCGUAUUCAACAUCAUCUAUGCACCAUUCAAGACUAUGAAGCAUGAUGUCCAGCUGUGUGUGAAGGCCACUACGGGAGGAGUAUGGCGCUUCCCUCUUGGCUUCAUCUCCUCUGAGCCUACCGCUGAUGAUCUCAUCACCAUAGAAUCAGUGGGACUUAACAAACAAGCCAUGGUUGGAUUCAGACUCACUAGUCAAGCUAGGCAUCCAGUGGGAUUCCAGUCCUACUUUGUAGCUGAGAGCGAUGUAGAGUUCUCAGUGAGUCCACAGACAGGAGAGCUCAAGCCUCUAGGUACACCUGGUACUCUCAUCACUGUAGGGUUCACACCUAAGCUCUAUGGAAAGACCUAUCAUGCCAAGCUCGUUGUACAGACUGCCGACAUGCAAUGGACCUACCAGAUCAAGGGUGUGACACCAGAAUACACCCCACCCACAGGACAAUCCCAGAAACCCAUCCAAGGACCCCACCCUAGUCCAAUCAGACGAAACAAACCCAAGAACUUCAUCCUGGAUAACCUAAGCCUCACCACCACGGCGGUCUCAUCGCCCAUCAAAGGUGCUCCGGUUCUCAUGAAGACUAAUGGGAUUUAACCCUGUGGAUACCAUUGGCAAAGAGACUAUGAAUCAAUCUGUUGUUGGUGUUCAAAAACUUCUGGCUUGUUCAAUGCUGUCGAGCACCGAUUACCAGCCAUGCAAGUUAAAUUGAUAUAGCACUGACGAUAUGCAUGGAUACAAGGAAUGAAGAUUUAAGGCAAAAAAUGCUUCUAUUUUACAUCUAAAAAACACAAGUGAAAUGGACUUUUGGAUGAUCAUAUAUUAAGCUCCUAUUAAUUACUACCGAAGGAAAUUCAAAUGCAGUGCCAUUGGAAAAAGGACAACUGAAGUCAUUAUCAGAGGCAUUAAGAGGUGAUCAAUUCACAGUUCAUCUUAACAUGACUGUAACUAUAUAAACCAUAAUGGAUCAUAACAUAACAUACUGUAAGAAAAAACGUAUGUGAAGAAUAAAAGUGAAUUUCUGGAUUAGCUAGCAUUGCUGAAAUUGAUUUGUAGUAGAAAGCUUAAUCAAAAGUAUGCACUAUCCACCACUCGUCUUGUAAGAAGUAUUAUGAUAGACUAAAACAAUUAUAUUUUGCUGAUUUCUAAGUGGAUAUGUCUUGCAGAUUUCAACAUUCCAGGCUUGCUUGCAAUAGGAUGUGUUGAGUGUACAAUAUAUGAAUAAAGUCACACAAGAAUUAAGCAAACAAUAAUGUCUUAAGAGCUCAGUUGUAAAUUUCAUGAAUUUUCAGAAUAAUAUUAGUAUUUAACUUAUGUCAUGCAUGCAGUGUACAUAUAUAUAUUAAAUAAUAGAUUUGAAUUGUUAGUCAUUCAAAGUUAUAUAACAUGAGAGCAAUUGAGAAAUCUUUGUAGAAUCAUUGUUACAGAAAAAUAGAAAUUUAUAUUUCUAAUUGUAAUAUAUUUGUGAGCAGAUUCUUGUCUGUAAUUCAUGGCCUAACCAUUACAGUCAUAUAGAACAUGUUCCAUAAACUUGUGUAUUGUAUGGUAGGAUAUAAAUUUAUUUUGAUGAUAUGCUUUUGAUUUAAGUUACUUACCUUGCAUAAUAUUGUGAUAUUUUACGAAAGCACCUAUGCACACUGAACUUGAUGCAAAUAAAUUUCACUCGUCAAUGAUUAUUAUGCUACAACUGGACGUUGAUGUAAAGAGUAAACAAAUUUUAAAAGAAAAUAUUUGCAAUGCUGUAUAUAGGAUAUGAUCAAGUGAAACCAGUGCUGUGACAACUGUUUUCAAAAUAUUACUAUCAAUUUUAAAGGUUAUUUAUAUAUGAUUAGUGGUGUCCAGUGUGAUGCAAUAUUUGACUUGUGUUUUCUGUAGAUACGGUAGUUCUUUAUUUUUACUGCGAUUGAUUUCAUUUGGGUGCAGUUUUAUUUCAAAAUAUAUCAUGAUGUACUACAGUGAAGCUGUUGUUCCUCCAAUGAAAACUAUGCUAUGUAUUGCUACAAUCCGUCCAAUAAGGCAACACAUUUUUCCAGUAUUCACUCAUUUUUCAUCAGUUUUUGUUGCUCACCAAUAAGUAUAAAGAUUGCUCUUCAUUGUAAUGUUUUUCUCUUCCACUGCUCUUACAAACAUAUUUCUUGUAUUAAAAUCUCUUAAACCUCGAUUCAGUCAGUUUGGUGCAAAAAUAUUGUUCACCACCGUUAAGUAUGAAAAUUUGCAAUGCACAAUUACAUAUCCUCUUCCACCAAUGCUGUUUUAUAUGUAAAUGUAUUUGGUUCUAUCUGCCAAGUUUCUGAACGCUUACAGCAGGAUAUAUAUCUGUAAAUAAGACUGAUGGCAAAUUUUAGUACAGUCAUUUUUGUUUCAACACCGUAAAGUAUAAAAUAGCACUGCCUUGUCACAAUUCAGCUCUUCUCUUCCCAAUUGAUAUUGGUACUAAAAUAUGCUAAGAUUUCAAAAGCUUUUUAUAUAUGUAUACUUAAUAAGAGUGAGGAUAUGUAAUGUAAAGUCUGUGGUAUGCCUUGUGAAAUGGUUUUGAUAUUCAUAUUUAUUUAAUUGAAAAUGUAUGUAUAUAUUUUAUUACCAGAUUGUUAUUCAUGCUGUGACAAGUUGAAAUUUCAAGCAAUUAAAUGACCCCUUGAAAAUGUAUCUAAAGAUGCAUCUGGUACAUUAAGGGGCACUAAAUGAAGGAGACACAAACUGAAGGUUGAAUGAACAACUUAAACAUGAAUAAGAGUCACACCACAGUGUAUUGCAUUUAAACUGUAAAUAUUUUAUUGUAAAAGAUUGCCUGCAUAUGUUUGUCUAUUGUAAUGUACACAACUUAUUUGAAAAUAAAAAGUCUUACUAAAUGGUA
This is a messenger RNA of Strongylocentrotus purpuratus (purple sea urchin), 12322 nucleotides long. RefSeq names its product cilia- and flagella-associated protein 47 (gene cfap47). NCBI's taxonomy places the organism in Eukaryota, Metazoa, Echinodermata, Echinoidea, Camarodonta, Strongylocentrotidae. The record is from RefSeq and is a predicted model, not a curated record. The coding region runs from base 118 to 10065 and encodes 3315 amino acids. Gene Ontology annotation, molecular function: protein binding. The transcript is spliced from 53 exons.